CACACUCACUGGAGGUGAUGCUUUCUUACUGACAAGACAUGUCGCUGUUGAGGGGUUAGACAGGAGGGCUGACUCACUUCUCCUCAUCCAGCGCUGUAGGGUUUCACACCAAGGAGAGGGAGAAGAGAGGAGGCGCGUCAAUAACUUCCUCUGCAGUGGUCUGUGAUGUUUCUGCCCUGCUGUAUGGAGAUCCCACCCUUGUAUUCGCUACUGAACGGAGUUUGAACAGUCCAUCACUGAGGAAUCGGAAAGGAUAAAGGCUCCUGUUGCUGGAAAGCGACGAGGCAGGGGGUAGAGAAGCGAGGAUUUUGAGCGGGUGUCUGUCUCUUUAAGCUGGCUGUUUGUUGCUGCAGAGUGUGUGUGUGGGUGCUGCAGUGGAGAGAGGGAGAGAGAAAGAGGGGAGAGAGGAUGAGGGUGCAUUGAUAACAGAGAGAUGAUAGAGAGGAACAAGUGGUACAGCAGAGAUUUGGGGCUCAUGUCCGCACGCUGAGGUGUGAGGGAGGUGCAGACGAGAGGGGGAAAAGUGUGAGGCAAGUUGAGGGCAUUAGGGUGUGUGUGGGGAGUCCAGUUGGAGGGGUGGCAGAGCGAGUGGAGAGGGGGCUGUUUAUACGGAGCGUGGCACCGGUGGCAGAGUGGCUGCGCUGGGAUGGCAGAGGGGGGAACUGGGGGGGCUGGCGCUGGGGCAGUCCUCAAAGGGGCGGCCGGGCGCAGGACAGUCGGAUCAGCGAGGGUUACGCGCACAGGACGGUGCCUGCCGGAUGGUGUCACCAUGCGCCAUCCAUGGCACAGAUAGCACCUCUCGUCCCUGGCCAGGAGGCGGAGCAGGGGGUCGGGUCAGAGGGAGUUGAAGGCGUCGGGGUGGGCAGAAUGUUACUGGGCCAGGUGUCCCUGCGUCUGGAUGAGGUCAGGGGCGAUUCUGAGGGGGAAGUUGGAAGUGCCUGCUUCGGACAGGUGUCCCGCCGGCUAGGGCGGCUGCUAAAGAGGCUGCCCAAGUCUCGCUCCUGGAGUGACAGCCUGAGGAUCCUCCGACGCUCAUCAUCUAACGGAUCUCUGCUCACCACCUCAGACUGUAGCUACACCUGUCAUCUGGAGUGUGAGAGCCGAGUACAGCUGGACUGCAACCGGAAGGACAGAGAAGAAGAAACUCCAUCCCCCAGAAGGCGCUGCUCCUCCGCGGCCCCUCAGUAUAGGCAGAAGCAAGCAAAGGAGGAAGAAACGAGAGGAACAAAGGACCUGCCAGAAGAGGAGGUGAAGAAAAGGAUAGAGGAGUAUAACGCUCAAGACUCUGAAAAUGGCAUGAAACUGGCUUCAGACGGAUCCUACACAGGCUUCAUUAAGGUCCACCUGAGGCUCAGUCGACCGGUCACAGUCCCCUGUGUAGAUGUGGCGGACUCAGAGGGAGCGUCCAGGCAGGCGGGGGGUCGCACUCAACCGUCAGAGGGCCAGGAAGGGACAGACUGUGGGCAAAGCGAAAAGAGAACAUCCUUCUACCUACCAAGCGACUGUGUGAAGCAGCUCCACAUCAGGUCUCUGACCACCACCAGUGAGGUCAUCCAGGGCCUGCUGAAGAAGUUCAUGGUGUUGGAUAAUCCCCGCAAGUUUGCACUGUACAAGCAGACGCACCACGAUGGACAGGAUCUGUUCCAGAAGCUUCCUCUGUGUGAGUGUCCUCUUCUUCUGAGGCUGAUUGCAGGACCCAACCCGGUGCAGCUCAGCUUUGUCCUUAAGGAAAAUGAGACUGGAGAUGUGGAGUGGUAUGGGUUCUCCCUCCCUGAGCUUCAAAACUUCCUGGUAAUCCUGGAGAAAGAGGAGGCGGAGCGUGUGCGGGCAGUGAAGCAGAAAUACAUCGCUUACCGAAAGAAACUACAACAAGCCCUACAACAACAUGACCCCUGAACCCUUCACCUGCUACCUUACGACCUCAACCCAGGGAGAGACUGACCCUUUGAACGCUGACCCCCCCCCCCCCCCCCCCUCAAAACACCUGAUCUAUUCCCAGACGGUAGCCGGAGUUCAACUUGUCGUCACCCUCCAACCCAUGCACCCAAACAUACAGCACAUCCACACACUGAUGCAUACCCUUUCUCAGGACGCAUUCAAGCCCCCCCACCGUCCACACAUCCCCUCCCUGAGGAGAGCAUCGUGGGUGGGAAAGCAAAGUGAAAGGAAACAGGUUGUGUGGUCCACUUUCUGAUUGGACAAGCAGUGUUGCCAAGGACACACACACACAGAAAGAUCCCAUCAACAGUUCACCUUAAACUCUUGCUUGAGACCUCGUUUGGGGCUGUUUAUGAAUCAGUGAUGUUUUUAAAAGGUCCCCUCUCGUUCUGCUACUGCUGCUGCUGCUGCUACUGCUACUGCAAGUGUUACUUAUGCAUGAGUCUCUCUCAGCUCAUCCUCCUGCACACAGAAGGCAUGUUUUCUUUGAUGGAAAGACAAUCAUACUGUGUCUUCUUUUUAUUUUAUUGGAAUUGAUGUAUAGGGUUAUCAUCAGGUGUAUAUUUUUGAGUACAAGACGUGUGAGGGAGUUGUUGACGGUAAGGCCUGGAGGCAAUAGGCUGUGUUUGGCUUUGGAUGCGAGAACCAGAAGGAAUAGAAAGUUAUAAGAAGGCGGGAUCUUUCUUUGAUUUUUCUCAGGGAGCAUGCGUUGAGCAAAGAGAAAACCUAAAGAAGGAAGGAAACAGAAUUCAACCUUUAUCCCUCUUUGUCUUAAUCUCAUUUAAAAAAAAAUAUUCAAUGAGUUUAUUUUUCUUCUUUAACAGAAUCAGAAAUCCAUCCGACCUAGUUACCAAUCCCCUCCUCACACACAAGCCCAAACACUUAUCAGAUGAUAACUGUGAUAUCAUUUUCCAUCCCUAAAUCCUGAUCCAUCAACCCCUGCAUGAACGCUGAGCGAGGAAAUCCACAAACCUUUACAGAUGAUUUUACACUUUAUUGUAAAAGUGAUUUUACACUGUUCGUUUAUGGGUUGCAUUUGAAUGAGAGAAGAUUUAUUUUACACCAAAGCGUAGAGGGAGAAAUCUAUUGGGAGGAUGUGAAAGGGAAGAGAGACAUUCGGGAGGUGGUGUAUGUAAAAAGAUUAAACCAGCUUCUGUUUUUGCACAUUUAGAUGCAGUCACUGAAAGGCCCACGACUCUAGGGCUGGGCAUGCAUUUCUGCCUCCCUUUUCUUUUUAACCUCCACUAACAUUUACUCAAAAAAGAAACAAAACAUAUUUAGAGUUCAUGACAAUGGCUAUGAUGUACCAAUGAUGUGUUUGCAAUGCAUAUGUAUAAUGUAGACACUGGAAAAAGAGUGAAAAGGUUUAACUUUGUUGUUAUUACGGUAAAUAUUAAUAUUUUUUUGGUAUCAUUCCUACUGGUUUGUGUGUGAUUGCGUGUGUGUGUGUGUGUGUGUGUGUGUGUGUGUGUGUGUGUGUGUGUGUGCUCAUCUCGGGCAGUAAGGAUAAUGUGAAUCAUGUCUUAUAAUGAGUGUCUGUGUCACCAUUGCUUCCUCAUUGGGCCUCACUUAUCAAGUGCACAUGUGAUGUAAAAAUGAUACAGAUAUUUGGCGUGCAUCUACCAUAAAAUGAAUACAUUAAACCAAAGGUUAUUUACUAUAAACAUUUCCAACACUCCCUCACUUUUUUUCAUUUCUGUCAUUUAAUACUGUAAAAUCAUUGAUAAAUGUGGCCCGUCCAUAAGCACAUGUUUCUCAGUAGACUUGUUCUUUUUUUUGUUAACGCCACCCGAAGCUCCAAGCUGUUCCUGCUGGCAGUGCCUUUUGUUUUCGAGCCCCCUGUGGAUCUAUGUAAGGUGUGCUUAAGCACACAGGUGCCUGAGUGUUAGUGUGGGUGCUUUUGCAUGAGUGCAAAUCUGUUUCUUGGGGGGUGUGUGACAUUUAUUUUCUUUCCCUUCCCCACAUUUGUCUUUCCAACCAAACCCCUCUGUGUGGCUGGGUGCAAGUUAUUUAUUUCAUGGUCCACCUCAUCCAUAUGAUAUUGUGUCAAGGGAUGUUGAGACUUAAUGCUUUUUUUGCAAUUUAUUUUGUUUUAUUUGAAUAAGUGUGUAUAAAUAUAGCAGUAGAACUGUACAGAAUAUCACAAUUAAAUAAAAAGGUCAUCCCUUUAUUGAAA
This is a messenger RNA of Eleginops maclovinus (Patagonian blennie), 4114 nucleotides long. It is a transcript of the gene rassf5, whose product is annotated as Ras association domain family member 5. The transcript has 6 exons. Bases 781 to 1896 code for a protein of 371 amino acids. The record is from RefSeq and is a predicted model, not a curated record. Lineage: Eukaryota; Metazoa; Chordata; Actinopteri; Perciformes; Eleginopidae. Gene Ontology annotation, biological process: signal transduction. Gene Ontology annotation, cellular component: nucleus.